AUGCGAAGGGUGACUCCGCACUUGCUGUUUUUCGAGCUGGAGGCUCGCGGGAUUCCCGCGGACUGGGUGUCUGUACACCUGAAGCGCUCGGGGUUUUUGAAAAGCCGCAAAAGUUAUUUGGCACUUUUAUUUCAGCAGCAAAAACAUUUGCUGCCUUGGGAAGCAGAAGCAGUUUUGGAAGAACGCAAACCCUUCGAAGGAUCUCUUGCUGCUCUUGCUGCUCUAAGGAGACAGCUGGCUUUGGCCCGCGUCGAGUCUCCUUUCGAGCCCGCAGCAGCAGCAGCAGCAGCAGCAGCAGCAGCAGCAGCAGCGGCGGCAGCGGGGGGGGAGAGCAGCAGCAGCAGCGCCGGGGACUGCAGCAAGGCAGACGCUGCUGCUGCAGCAGCAGACACAAAAAAGAAAGCCGCGAAAAGCAAACACAGCAGCAGCAGCAGCAGCAGCAGCAGCACUAUCUCCCUUGCUGCAGCGCAGCAAGCCAUGCAGCACCCCAGCCAGGCCGUGCGAAAGCGAGCGUUGGAAGUCAUUGACAAAGCCAUUAGAGAGCAGCGGCUAGACGUGCUCGCUGCUGUUUCUUUUAAUGCUGUUGCUGGGGCCUGGGCCAUAGACAACAAGCAGCGCAAGUACCCACAGGCGUUUGCUGCUGCGCUGCCGCCGUGCGAGCAGCAGCUGCUGCUGCUGCUGCAGCAGCAGCAAAUCGACGCAGCAGCCAAACCCCACAAAAGACCCGGCAACUUCACAAGACCCUCCAGUCCCUUUAAAGGCCCUUUUGUCUUUUUGUCUUUUCAAGGAUCUCCUGCAGAUGUCCGCGCCCUCGCCAGAGAAACAACCUACGCGUGUUUGCUGGCCCUGCGCAAACCCUUGGGGCCCCUCGCGUGGGCCCCCCCGAGGGCCCUGGGCGCAGCGGCGAGCCACUUGGGGGAGCAUUUGGUGAACUUGGCUUUGCGGGCGGGGGCCCCGGGGGCCCCCCAGCGCCUUUCGCAGGAGCUUGUUCAUGAGGCGCGGCAAGAAGGUUUGCUGUUUCCCGAUCAAAUUGAGCAGCUCUGGCUACAGGCGACGCAGGAAAUGUUUGGGCCCCCGGGAACAGUCUUUGACUCUUAUGGGCCCAUUGGCCGCACGUGGGCCCUCGUGCAGCAUUUCCAUGCAGAGCCCUUCAGCGUUUAUUUGUAUGCCUUGGGGCCCCUCCUCGCAGAGCUCAUGGCCUCCAGGCUGGCGGGGGCCCCCGGGGGGCCCCCAGGGGGCCCCCUUGGGGGGCCCCUGGGGGGCCCCCUGGGGGGCGGGGGGCCCCCUGUGGGGGGCGAUCCCGGGGUGGCCCCGGGGGGGGCCACAAGGGGGGCCCUCGGGGGGACCCCCGGGGGGGGCCCCGCAGGGGCCCCCCUGGGCAGGGGCCCCAAGGGGGGCCCCAGGGAGGCGAACAGGGGGCCCUUCAGGGGAAGCGGGGCACAGGGGGGCCCCCCAGGGGCCCCCGGGGGGGCCCCCGGGGGGGCCCCCGGGGCCCUCACGGAGCUGUUCUUGAUUUUGGCUGAGUUCGGGGGGAAGGCAGAAGGAGGGGCCCUGGACGUUUACGGAAGACAGCAGCAGCAGCAGCAGCAGCAGCAGCAGCGGCUGCAGCGCGGGCUGCUGCUGCAGCGCGAGGCCCCCUUCCGCGCAGUGGAGACGGCGUACGAGGGAGACGGGGAGGAGUCUGGAGACGACCCCACAGACGAUCCCGGAGACGAUCCCGGAGACGAUCCCAGGCCCCUGGAAGAGCAGCCGCUGCUGUUUUCGCAACUUUUCGAAAGUCUUAAAUUAAAUCCCCAAGAUGUCAGUGUUUGGCAAGAGGCCCUGAAGAGACACUUAGUCAAGAGACUGCUGGAGGAGGGGGCGGAUCCCUCAGCGCUCAACAAGAAGGGCAGUGAGACAGAGCAGCAGCAGCAGCAGCUGCAGCAGCAGCAGCAGCAGCAGCAGCAAUAG
Messenger RNA from Eimeria necatrix, 1950 nucleotides. RefSeq names its product oligoendopeptidase F, putative. Lineage: Eukaryota; Apicomplexa; Conoidasida; Eucoccidiorida; Eimeriidae. The record is from RefSeq and is a predicted model, not a curated record. The transcript has 8 exons. Bases 1 to 1950 code for a protein of 649 amino acids.